This is a messenger RNA of Puma concolor (puma), 1857 nucleotides long. The record is from RefSeq and is a predicted model, not a curated record. NCBI's taxonomy places the organism in Eukaryota, Metazoa, Chordata, Mammalia, Carnivora, Felidae.
AUGGCUCAUUUCACAGACAUGGACAUGAUGGAGCCUCAGGACGGCCCCGGGAGGUGUCAGGGCCAGGCGGGAUUCCUAGAAAUCUCCCAGCACUGCUUCCCACAGAACUUUGGUGACAGCCAGUUCUCCAUCUACGUGUCUGCGGGCAUCUCAAAUGGAUGUAAUAUAAACCCUGUCCCAGGCCUCCCUGGCAGGCCGUGCACUGUCCAGGUCAAGUUAGAGCUGGGACACCGUGCCCAACUGCGCAAGAAGCCCACAACGGAGGGGUUCACCCACGAUUGGAUGGUGUUUGUCCGUGGCCCCGAGCAAUGUGAAAUCCAGCACUUCGUGGAGAAAGUGGUCUUCCGGCUGCAUGACAGCUUCCCCAAGCCCAAGCGCGUGUGCAAGGAGCCCCCUUACAAAGUGGAGGAGUCGGGUUACGCUGGCUUCAUCAUGCCCAUCGAGGUGUACUUCAAAAACAAGGAGGAGCCCAGGAAGGUUUGCUUCACCUAUGACCUGUUCCUGAACCUGGAGGGCAACCCGCCCGUGAACCACCUGCGCUGUGAGAAGCUCACCUUCAACAAUCCCACCAUCGAGUUCCGGUACAAGCUCCUGAUGGCUGGCGGGGUGAUGGUAAUGCCCGAAGGAGCAGAAACGGUGUCCAGGCCCAGCCCCGACUACCCCAUGUUACCCACAAUUCCACUCUCUGCCUUCUCUGACCCCAAGAAGACCAAACCGUCCCACGGCUCCAAGGACGCCAGCAGGGACAGCAGCAAGGCCUGCAAGACCCAUAAGACGGCCAAGGAGCACCGGGAGCGGCCACGGAAGGACUCCGAGGGCAAGGCCCCCUCCAAGGAGCCGGAGCGCGAGCAGGCCAGGAGCACCAAGGACGCCACGCGGAAGCCAGGCGAAGGCCGGCCGCCCAAGGAAGAGAAGGCCCCGCCGGCCAAGGCCGCUUUCAAGGAACCCAAGAUGGCCCUGAAGGAGACCAAACUGGAGAGCAUGUCCCCCAAGGGCGGGCCCCCGCCCCCACCCCCGCCCAAGUCUUCCAGCAAGCGGCCGGCUGCCGCCGACUCACCCAAGCCCAGCGCCAAAAAGCAGAAGAAGAGUAGCUCCAAGGGGUCCAGGAGCGCCCCCAGCACCUCGCCCCGCACCUCGUCUUCCUCCUUCUCGGACAAAAAGCCAGCCAAGGACAAGGGCAGCGGCAAAGGGGAGAAAGUCAAGGCCGAGAGUGAGCCCAGGGAGAUCAAAAAACCCCCGGAGGUGGAGGAGUCCAACUCGGAGGAUGAGGCGUCCUUCAAGACAGAGUCUGCCCAGUCGAGCCCGUCCAACUCCAGCUCCAGCUCCGACUCCAGCUCCGACUCGGAUUUCGAGCCGUCUCAGAACCACAGUCAAGGCCCCCUGCGCUCCAUGGUGGAGGACCUGCAGUCGGAGGAAUCCGACGAAGACGACUCUUCGUCGGGCGAGGAGGCCUCUGGGAAGACCAAUGCUGGGAGGGACUCCAGGUUGAGCUUCAGUGACAGUGAAAGUGACAACAGUGCCGACUCCUGCCUGCCCAGCCGGGAGCCCCCUCCCUCCAAGAAGCCGCCCCCACCCAACAGCAAGGCGUCAGGCCGGAGGAGCCCAGAGUCCUGCAGCAAGCCCGAGAAGAUCCUCAAGAGGGGCACCUACGACAAGGCCUACACGGAUGAGCUGGUGGAGCUGCACCGGAGGCUGAUGGCCCUGAGGGAGCGCAACGUGCUGCAACAGAUCGUAAACCUGAUUGAGGAGACCGGCCACUUCAACGUCACCAACACCACCUUUGACUUUGAUCUCUUCUCCCUGGACGAGACUACCGUGCGUAAGCUGCAGAGCUACCUGGAGGCCGUGGCCACAUGA